Messenger RNA from Chlamydomonas reinhardtii, 4968 nucleotides. RefSeq lists its product as uncharacterized. Gene Ontology annotation, molecular function: protein binding. The transcript is spliced from 16 exons. Lineage: Eukaryota; Viridiplantae; Chlorophyta; Chlorophyceae; Chlamydomonadales; Chlamydomonadaceae. Bases 25 to 4836 code for a protein of 1603 amino acids. The record is from RefSeq and is a predicted model, not a curated record.
GCAGCAGCUGGUUAAUUAGGGCACAUGGUGGGCAGCCGGACCACGGCCCGGGCGCGGCGGUUCUCACUGCUACUGCUGGAGGAGGAGGAGGACUAUGUGCAGGACUGGGUGGUGCUGGCGGCCUGGCCCGUGGACCAGGUGGCCGGCAACUGGCAGCGCCAGCCGCUGCUGCAGGGCCGGCUGCGGCUGUGCACCCGCUCGCUGUUCUUUGAGCCGGAUGACGUGCGCGUGCCCAUUGCCAGGAUUCCCUUUGCGGGCGUACGUACGCUCACCACCGGACCGCCCGUAGCAGCAGUGGCGGCUGGCAGCGGCGGCGCAGCCGCUGCCGCCCACCACGGUCAACACCACCACCACCAGGGGCACCACGGCCACCACCACCACCACCACCACGGCGGCGGCGGCGGGGCCGGCGGGCGCGGGGGCGGCGGCGGCGGCGCGGGCGGCGGCCCCAGUCUUCUGGUGGAGGCUCGUGAGGUGGUGCUCAUGCGUGCCAACAUGGAGGAAGUGCCCUACACCUUCAUAAAGCUCGGAGGAGGCGGAGGCGCGGGAGGCGGAGGCGCGAGUGGUGUUGGUGGUGGUGGUGCUGCUACUGCUGUGGAGGUGGCGCGGUGGGCGUUCGGGCCCUGCUACAGCCCGCUGCAGCCGCUGAUGGGGCAGGCGGCGGCGCUGCUGGACAUCAACCGGCGGCCGCGGGAGGAGCGCAACGCGGCGCUGGAGGAUCUGGCGCGUCAGCGGCUGGACUCUGUCUCCUUCGACCUGUCUCGCCUGGUGGACUUUGGCGAGCGGCUGGUGUGGUGCGGCCCGGUCACGGCGCUGAGCCCGCUGGUGCGCGAGCAGGGCCGCCUGGCCAUCACGCCGCAGCGGGUCUACUUCCAGCCCCUGCACAACAUUGCGGGCGACACGCCGGUGAAGAGCCACCCGCUGGCUGCCAUUGCGGCGGUGGCGCGCCGCCGCAGCAGCCUCAGGGCCGUGGGCCUGGAGCUCUUCUUCGUGCUGCCCUCCGCCGCCGCGGCGGCAGCGGCGGCAGGAGCAGCGGGCGGAGCGGCAGGGGCAGGGGCCGCCCGGGCGGCCUGGCCUCCGCAGCACCCGUACGCGCAGGAGGGGGAGGGCGAUGAGGCGGAGGCGCGCGGCGGUCUGGGAGGUGGCGGCGGCGGAGGGGCGGUGGCGGCGGACGCGGCGGUGGCGGCGGCGCUGGCGGCGGUGGCGGCGGGGCCGGUGUGGGAUGCGCCCAGUGCCUUCCUUGCGUUCAGAUCGGAAGCGGACCGUGAGGCCGCGCGCCACAUGCUGACUCUGCAACCCGACCUGGGCCGCUGCGUGCCGCGACUCACGCCCUCGCCCAUCAAGCAGCGACUGCCCGCAGCCGCCGCCAACAGCGGCGCCGCCGGCACGGCGGCUGCCGGCGGCGGUGCCGCAGGCAGCGGCGGCGGCGGCGGCCUUGUGUCUGUGCUGAGCUCGGCUGUGGCCUCCGCCGCCGCCUACGCGGCACAGGGCGUUGGUAGAGUCGCUGGAGUCGGCGACGGCGGUGGUGGUGGUGGUGGUGGGUUGGGUGAUGAGGACCCGCUGGCGGCGCACGGCAUGUUGCUGGAGGCGGCGGGGCCGUGGCUGCGGCGUGUGACGGCGGCCUGGCAGCGUGGCGCCCUCAGCAACUUCGACUACCUGCUGUACCUCAACUUCGCGGCGGGCCGCUCCUUCAACGACCUGGCCCAGUGGCCCGUGUUCCCCUGGGUGCUGUCCAACUACGUGUCGGCCUCGCUGGACCUGCACGACCCAGCCAACUUCAGGGACCUGACCAAGCCUGUGGGCGCGCUCAACCCCGCCCGCCUGGAGGAGUUCCGCCGCCGCUUCCGCGACAUGCCGCACGACAGCUUCGAGGGGGCCGUGCCGCCCUUCCUGUACGGCACACACUACUCCACACCUGGGUACGUGAUGUACUGGCUGGUGCGCGCCGCGCCCAGCCACAUGCUGCGGCUGCAGAACGGCCGCUUCGACGCCCCCGACCGCCUGUUCGCCAGCGUGCAGGAGGCGUGGGAGGGUGUGCUGCACAGCACCACCGAUGUCAAGGAGCUCAUCCCGGAGUUCUACAUGGGCGGCAGUGGAGACUUCCUGGUCAACGCCAAGAGGCUGCCGCUGGGGCUGAGGCAGAGCGGCAGGGCGGUGAACGACGUGGACCUGCCGCCUUGGGCGUCCAGCCCCCGGGAUUUCCUGGCCCGCAACCGAGCGGCGCUGGAGAGCCCGGUGGUGAGCCGGCAGCUGCACGCCUGGAUCGACCUCAUCUUCGGCUACAAGCAGCGCGGCCCCGCGGCAGAGGCGGCCGACAACGUGUUCUACCACCUGACCUACGAGGGCGCUGUGGACCCCGCCGCCGUCACCUCGGCCGUGGAGCUCAAGGCGCUGGAGACACAGAUCAACGAGUUCGGCCAGACGCCCAAGCAGCUCUUCACCACGCCGCACCCGCCGCGCCUCGUGCACCCGCCCGCGCCCGACCCCGCCACCGUCUUCCCCGAGGAGGAGCCAGGGCUGGCGGCGGCGGCCGGCGGCGCCGCCGCCGGUACGACAGCUGGCGGCGGCGGCGGCGGCGGCACGGGCUACGGCGGCGAUGGGGACGCGGGCAAUCGCGACCUAGUGCUCGCGCUGCUCUCCACCAUCAUGGCGGCGGCGGCGGCAACGGCGGCGCCGGAGCCAGCACCCGCGGCCGCGGCCGCGGCGGCGCCGCCUGCGGCGGCAGCCGCCGCGGCUGCAGGCGCCGUGUCGGCGCCGGCUUUGCCGGCGGCGGCCGCUGGCGGUGGCGGCGCUGCAGCGCCUGCAGCAGCCGGCACGCCUACCGCCGCUGCACCUGCCGCUGCCGCCGCCGCUGCACCUGCCAUGGCCUCCUCCUCCUCCUCGGGCUCGCUGCUGUCCAGCUUCCUCAAGCUCGGACGCUACCAGCAGCAGCAGCGGCAGGUCAGUGGCGGGCUGUCGCCGGCGCCGUCAGACCCGGCGGCAGGCGGCGGCGGCGGCUUUGCGUCGCUGCUGGUCUGGCCGUUCGGCGGCGGCGGCAGCGGCAGCGGCGGCGUCAAUGCAGCUGGCCGCCAGGACUCCAUGGGCGUGGCGGCUACUGCUACUGCCGGUGCUGGUGCUACUGCGGCUGGGCAGCAGCAGCGGCAGCAGUCAGGCGUGGUGCGGGCGGAUUCGGCAGGGGCCGGCGGCGCUGGCGCAGGCUUGCAGCCCGGGGGUGCGACACAGGCGGCAGCCGGUGGCGCCUCGGCGCCGUCAGACGCGGCGGCUGUAGCACCCACAUCGGCCGGCGCCGGCAGUAGCAGCAGCAGCGCCGCCGCCGCCGCCGCGGCCAGCCACCGCGCCGAGUACUGCUUCCCCAGCCCGGCGCCCGCCGACUGGGGGUGGGGCUCGCGGCUGGCGCGGCCGCUCCGGGCCGUGGGCUGGACGCAGCUGGUGGCCCGCGGCCCGCUGGCGGCGGUGGCGGCCGGCCGCAACGGCUUCCUGUACUGUGUGGGGCAGGGCGGCGUGAGGGUGGUGGCGGAGGCACCAGCCGCCGCCGCAGGCGCCGGAGGUGGAGGUGGCGGUGGCGGCGGCGGCGGCGGGCGUGUGGGACUGUCAGUGGUGCGGUCGGCUCAGCUGAAGGGCGACAUGCUGUGUCUGGCGCUGCUGCCCACGCUGGCAGGCAGCGCCGGCACAGCAGCCGACCUGGCCCCUGCUCCUCCUUCCACCUCUCCCGCCUCCACUUCCACCACCACCAUCACAAACACCGGCAGCAGCAGCAGCAGCGGCAGCGGCAGCGGCGCCGCGCCGCGGCACGGGCGGCUGAUGCUGGUGGGCAGUGACGACCGGCGCGUGUACGCCUACUCGCCGGACGCGGGCCGGGUGCUGGGCGACUGGGCGGCGCACGACGACGGCGUGUGCUGCCUGGCACUUAUGGCGCCGGACCCGGGGGCGGCGGCGGCGGGCCUGGCUGCUGGCGGGGGUGGGGGUGGUGGGGUUGGGGGAGGUGGGGGAGGUGGCAUUGCGGGGGCGGGCGGCGUGGAGCCGCUGCUGGUCACGGCGUCGUGGGACUGCUCCGUCAAGAUAUGGAGUUUGGCUGAGGGCCGCGCGCCCUGGGCCACUGGCCUCAGCCUGCCCGCCGCCGAGCUGCGCGACUUUGACUCGGGCGUGUGGGCGCUGGCGGCGGCGGGCUGGGGCGGGCCGCUGCUGGCCACCGGCACCGAGGAGGGAGUGGUGGCGCUGUGGGACACGCGCGCGCCGGGCAACCGCAGGGCCGCCAGCUGUGCCUGGGCGGCGCACGUGGCGGGCGACUACGUCAGCGGACUGCAGCUGCUGCCGGCCCUGGGCGCUACGGCCCUGGGGCCCACGGCAGGAGCCGGAGGCGGCGGAGCGGGCGUGAGCGCGGGCUGUGCGCCGGCGGGGCUGCUGGUGUCCACUGCGGACGGCGCGUUGACACUGUUCGACAUCCGCGGCACCCGGAGCAGCAGCAGUGGCUCAGGCAGUGGCGGCGGCGGCGGCGGCGGCGGCGGGGCGGGGGUGCAACGGCUCGCGAGCGUGUCGUGUGGCUCGACGUUGCGGUGCUGUGUGGCGGACGGCUCGGCGGCGCUGGCGGGAGACGAGGCGGGCUGUGUGCAGCUGUGGGAUGUGGGGCGGGUGGCGGGGGGGCUGGCGGCGGUGCGGGAGGGCGGGCCGGGGCCGGACGGCCUGUAUGCGCCGUGGGAGGGGGAGGAGGCGGGCGGCAGCGCCGUGUGCGGGCUGGAUGUGUACGGCGUGGAGGCAGGGGAGGAGGGAGGGGCGGCGGGCGCCGUGCGGGUGGCGGUGGUGACGGAGGGAGGGCGGCUGGUGCUGUUGGAGGCGUAGGCGCAUUGGCAGGCAGGAAUGUAGCCAGGCUGUGUAGACAGCUGGACAGGCAACAGUGUGCCGAGCAACAGUCAUCCACGAGAGAUGCACGAGAGAUGCAAGCGCAAAGCUCUUCAAAGAUGUUCCGUUGCC